Messenger RNA from Drosophila sulfurigaster albostrigata, 2134 nucleotides. Its product is annotated as U3 small nucleolar ribonucleoprotein protein MPP10. The record is from RefSeq and is a predicted model, not a curated record. Bases 88 to 2085 code for a protein of 665 amino acids. Gene Ontology annotation, biological process: rRNA processing. The transcript is spliced from 3 exons. NCBI's taxonomy places the organism in Eukaryota, Metazoa, Arthropoda, Insecta, Diptera, Drosophilidae. Gene Ontology annotation, cellular component: nucleus; small-subunit processome; Mpp10 complex.
UUACGGUCACACUGCACCGUUCGUACCUGUUUCAGUGUUUUAUUUAAUUCGUAUAAAUAAAUUCUGUAAUAGCGCUCUUUUAAUGAAAUGGCUACGAAAAAUAGAUCUAAGAAAUCUAGUCUAGGCUCCAGCAUUUUCAAAGAGAUUUCCGCAAGCUUCGACCAGCUGGUUCAGGAUGCAGAUCGUUUCUUAAAGCCGCAGCCGGAACAAGUGGGCGCUAUUCAUCAGUUAAUACAGCAAACGUAUACAUUGAGCGUCAGUAGCGAUGUGGCGAAUCAAAAGGACGUUUUACCAGAGUUGGUGUUGGACCAAAUGGAUGAGGAACAAAUUUGGCAACAACUCGAGCUACGCAAUGCUUUAAUGUUGCCACAGUUUGUGGAACAGGCAGCUCAACUUAUGGCGACACGGGAACAGGAUUUGGGCAUUGAACUGGACGACGACGAGGAUGAGGAUGAGGCAGAGAAGUUGUCUGAGCAGGAGAGCGAUGAGGAGAAUGAAGAGGCGGAGUAUCAAUCAGCAUCGGAAGAAGACUCUGAAGGCUUCAAUGAACCUAAAGCGAAAUCAAAGCAAAUGAAGGCGAAGCUCGGAAAGAAGAGUGGCAAGAAAUCAGUGGUUGAUGACACAUUCUUCAAGCUGGAUGAAAUGAAGCAGUUUCUGGAACAGGAAGAUGCCAAGGAAAUGCGGCGACAAAAGAAUAACAAGAAUCCCGUUGACGAUACAGAGGGGAUCGAUCAUUACGCCGAGGAUUUGGGAGUUGGCGAGCAAACUGAAGAUGAAGAGGACGAUGACGAUGAUGGUAAUGUAAACUAUGCGGACUUCUUUGAUAUGGAUGAGGACCUAGAGGAGGCAGCUAAAAAUCUGCCGAAAGAUAAAGCCAGAGACUUUUUCAAUGAAAGUGAAAGCGAGGAGGAGGAAAAAGUUAAUGAAGAUGAAGAUGAUGUAGAGCAGACAGAGCAGCCAGAUGAGGUGGCAAGUGAAAUCGAUGAAGCUGACUUUGUUGCUCAAAGUGGUGUUGAACCUGCCAGUGAUUCCGAUUCGGAUUCGCAGAAAGAUGAUGAUGAAAGCCAACCGGAGGAUGAAGAGAAAUCAAAGUUUACGCAACAAUCGUCAAAUGAAUUGCGUGAGACGCGAUUGCUGCAGCGCAUACGUGACUACGAGGACGUGGUGCUGGGUGACAAGCCAUGGCAACUGCGGGGUGAAGUACAGGCAGGAAAUCGGCCGCAGAACUCGCUGCUGGAGGAGAUUCUCGAAUUUGAUUCGACGACGCGCCCGGUAGCAGCAAUAACAGAGGAACAAAACGAAACCAUCGAGGAUAUAAUUAAGCAACGCAUCCGUGACAAGGCUUGGGAUGAUGUGGAGCGCACUGUGCGUCCGAUGCAAACGGCACAAGAAUAUCGCAAGCAGCUGGUGCUCGAUCAGGAGAAAUCCAAGCAGUCGCUGGCUCAGAUCUAUGAACAGCAAUACCAACAAGAGAUGCAGAAACUUGAUCCCAAUCGCGAUGGAGAUGAUAGUACGACACCCGAGUCCAAGGAGCAUCAAGAAAUCAAACGUGCUAUGCGCACACUAUUCCUCAAGCUUGACGCCCUUUCCAAUUUCCAUUUUACACCCAAACCGGUCGCUCCAGAGAUUAAGAUUGUCACCAACACUCCUGCCGUUCACAUGGAAGAAGUGGCUCCUGUAGCCGUUAGCGAUGCUAAGCUGCUGGCACCCGAGGAGGUGUUCCGUGGUCCCAAGCACACGCCGUUGGGCAAAACGGAACGCACGCGCACCGACAAGAAUCGCGAGCGUCGCAAGAAGAAACAGAAACAGCGCGCCAUCAACAGCGCCUUGGAGCAACGUGAUCUGCAGCGUGCCAAGGAAGGCAAGGCGCCCACUCAGCGUGAAGCGAACGCCAAGUUAUUAAAAUCGAUUACCAAGAGUCGAAAUGUGCAAAAGAUUACGAGCAGCAAUGAUCAGGGCGCACUUAAAUCAUCAAAGGCCUUCUUUAAUAAGCUGCAGGAUACAACAUCAUCGACGGCAUCCGUUGGCAGUAAACGUCCCAAAAAGGACACUUCGAAAGCGAAUGCCAAAAAACUCAAACUGUAACUUGUAACUAAGAUAUUAGGUCUUUAAUAAAUGUUAAUUAUAUUUGACA